AUGGCGGCGGCGGCGGCGGAUGACGAACUCGAGGCGCUGCCGGAGAGCGUCGUCGACGCGGUGUUCGGGGAGAAGAAGCGGGCGAGGCGCGAUGACGAUGAGUUGGACGCGUACGAGGCGCACAUGGGGGAGCGGAAGCGGGAGAAGAAGAAGAAGAAGGGGAAGAAGGCGAAACGACGGGCGUACGAGCGGGACGGUUUCGAGGUCGUGGCGCUGGACGCGGAGGACGACGACGGGGGGGGGGCGGUGCCGAAGACGGCGAGCGAGUUUGUGCGCGCGAGAUUGAUGGAGAAGCACGCGCGGUCGGGGGAAAUGCUGCGAGAUGUGCGCACGGGGCGAAUCCCGAACGCGUUCGCGAGGCGGUGA
Messenger RNA from Ostreococcus lucimarinus CCE9901, 366 nucleotides. RefSeq lists its product with no specific name. Bases 1 to 366 code for a protein of 121 amino acids. The record is from RefSeq and is a predicted model, not a curated record. The transcript has a single exon. NCBI's taxonomy places the organism in Eukaryota, Viridiplantae, Chlorophyta, Mamiellophyceae, Mamiellales, Bathycoccaceae.